UUCAGCAGCUGAACAUCAAAACAAAUAAAUUGUCAUUGGUCAUGUAUUUAAGAUGAGCUUGUGCGUUCAGAGUUUGUUUAAAUAGCUUAAACGAGCGGUAUCAUGGAAGAUUAAUAAUUCCUCUCAGAUUGACCUUCGUUCGCAUUCGUUCGUUCUACGUACUUGACCUAGAUGUACUUGAAAACAGCUGAUCGUGUAAACAAGGCUGUACUCGUAUCUAGACAUUCGGGGAUUAUAGUAAAUUUAGAAAGAUAGCCGAAGAUGAUGUAGCUGAUCAUAAUUUUGAUUACACUGUCUUUACAUGACAGUUGACAUUCACCCAGUUGAGUCGCGUUUUAUUUCUUAAAUUGUGCAUUACUUUAUGUCUAUUUUCACAGUAUAUAGAUCUAAAGAUGAUUUAAAUGAGAUUAUGACUUGAUGGCUACUUGGAGUUUAGUAAAUAAAAUAUACUGAACACAAUGGGAAAAUCAGGAAAAGUUGAAAAGCGAUACUUCUGGCAAAAAAAGGAAACAGAUCAAAAUAAUCAUCAGAACACAGAUUUGUUGAGAAAAGACGAAGAAAGAGCUGUGCAAUCUGACAGUAAUGAAGAUGCCCCCUUUACACCACCUGAUGGUGGGUGGGGCUGGAUUGUUUGCCUUACAUCUCUCUGGGCUAAUGGAACAGUUUUUGGAAUCAUAAAUACAUUUGGAAUUGUCUAUGUUCAGAUGAGAGAUCACUAUAGUGAAAAUGAUCCUGAAGUUUCAUUGAAAACAGCCUUUGUUGGGUCAACAUGUACAGGGGUAACGUUCUUGAUGUGUACAGUGUCCAGUAUCUUGAGCGAUCGUUUAGGGAUACGAAAGACUGCUUGUACGGGAGCGGUACUUGCAACAGUGGGCCUCAUUGCGACAGCCUUUAUAAAGAAACUUGAGUUACUGUAUCUAACAUAUGGACUAAUUCUUGGUGUUGGUUCUUCAUUGGUCUAUUCACCAUCCCUUGUUAUUCUUGGGCACUAUUUCAGGAAACAUAUGGGAUUAGUUAAUGGAAUAGUAUCUUUUGGGAGUUCUUUAUUUACCAUUGCCUUAACUAGAAUCUUACCUUAUCUUUUGUCAGCAGUAGACAUCAAGUACUGUUUUAUAUUUCUAGCUGGUUUACAUUUCAUGUUGAUCAUAUUUACAUUGUCAUGGAAACCAUUGUUUAUAAAAGAAAAUCAUCUUGCCGCAAUGACAUUAUCUACUGAAAGUGUGUACCAGCACUGUAACGACUGCUGUACGUGGACUAAGAAGUUUCUGAAUGUGAAAAUAUGGAAAAACAGAGCAUAUGUGAUAUGGAUUGUCUCCCUUGGUGUUGCACUUUUUGGUUAUUUUGUUCCAUUUUUCCAUCUGCCGAAGUACACGAAAGAUAAUUUCCCGGGUGAAGAUGGAAGUUGGUUGAUUCUCUGUCUCAGUAUUACAUCUGGUGUGAGCCGUAUUGUCUGUGGAAAGCUUGCUGAUAUACCAUGGAUUAGUCGUAUCAAGAUGCAGCAGUUGGCGUUCCUGGUCCUCGGCAUUUCUACUUUGUGUAUUCCGUUUGCAAAGAGUUUUGGAGCACUCAUAGGCAUCAGUCUUGUAAUGGGUAUCUGUGACGGAGUUUUCGUCUGCCUUCUUGGACCGAUUGCUUUCGAUAUUGUUGGUCCAGGAGAGGCGUCUCAGGCAAUAGGAUUUCUCCUCGGGAUAUUUAGUAUACCUUUCACUAUCGGACCACCUGUAGCAGGUCAGCUGUAUGACACCAUGGGCAACUACAACUUGGCAUUCCAUAUUGCAGGAGCGCCACCUAUACUGGGAGCUGUCAUUAUGUUCCUUAUUCCUAAAGUAGAACAGGUAAAAUCACCAGCAGAGAGAAACAGAAAGAGUUUUCCUGCAGUUACAGAGACAAUGGAGUUUGCCUCGAUGUCAGUUAUGGAUAUAUAUAAUGAAGUUAAAGUUCCAGCAAAACCGGCCACAAAAGAUGUGAAAAAUGGCGUUCCCUCAGGUCCCUCAACAGAAAUUCAGAUUCUGACAUCACAGGAAUUGAUCUAUCCGGACAAACAACAAGGUAUUGAAGAGGAAAACCCACUGAGGGAUAAUACUGAUGAGCCUUGCAUAAAAUUUUCGGAUGUUCAGGUUAUCGCUUCUGAAGAAACAAGUCCAGUGCUUGAAGACAGCCAUCAAAAUUUGGACAAACAGCCAGAGAACUGUGAAGAAAAUACAAAUCAGAAUUCAAAUGUUCAUAAAGGAAAGUAUGGAACAGACACAGAACAGAAACAACCAGAAGAUCAGUCAAAUAUUGGUGAAGCUACAUCUCUGCUCGAUGAAGUCAGUAAAUAUUUAGAUUCUAAGGUAACUUUUGACAGUGAGGAGCAGACGUCAUUAUAAAGCAGAUGUCACUAUAUGGUUGGACUGUUAAGAUGUUCAGCAGUCUACAGUUACCAGCAUGUGCUGCAUGUGUUUCACAUAUACACAAAAAACUGUUGGGAAUAUAAAGCUUUUACAAAGAAACAUUCAAAAGUUAAGCAUUUGUAGGGUUAAGCUGAACAUACAGUGAAUAUAAAGAGGAAUUGAAACACUGUAGAAAGUACAUUUGCAUGUUAAGACUUCAAAGUCCAAAAGAUAAAUUGAUAAUAAUAAUACACUUGUAAAGUAGCUGUAUCUGUAGCAUCUAAUGGAAGCAUAAUUAUGUAGUUUAAGACCAAGAAUCUAGCUGGGAAAUGUCUGUUUUGUAAGGGCUGCUUGUUAAAAACCGGGGAGUUUAACUGACCUUGAGAACUUUCUGCGUUGAUGAAUUGAGCAAAAAAUGUCAGUAUAAAAGUAUUAGGCACAAUUUAUAUAAGUUUAUUUGUGAUAGAAUGUAGGUCAGUGAAGAGUGUUUUUUCGAGACUUUGGUUCCAUAGACUGGUCUUGUUGGUUCCAAGUCUUUGGGACAGUGACCAGUUAUGCUGAUUUUGAGUGUGAACUUGUCUUGCUACAAAGGUUCUGGGUAAAGUUUUCCAUUGAACCAGCCUUGCUAGUUUGUAUCUACAAACCAGGCAUUCUGAAUAUGGGUUUGUGAAGCAGUCUUGCUGAUUUCGGUGAGCUAAUACCUCUGAACCAGCCCAGCUGAAUUUGGGUCAGUGAUUCAACCUUGCUGAAUCUUAUGUUGUUGAGUUAUUGGAACGGUCUUAUGAAUUUUUUCAAUACCAUGCAAAACUAGUCUUGUGUUAUAGUUAUGGUUUUGCAGAUAUCAGCUUGUUCUGGUUACAUAUUAGAUAGUCUGCAGGGGGAAAAGUUUAAUCGUCAGAGGUUCUGCUUCUUUUACAUUCAUUAAAUGUAGCUAAAGAAGGUAGCCUUGCUUAAUGUUUGAAGUCUCUGGUGCAUAUGGCAUUAAACUCCUGUUACUUAUUUUUCUAUGUCUCCUUUGAUUGUGGCAUUAAAACAGAACCAAAACUGUUUCAUAUUUUAAUAUUCUAAAAAUUAAUUUCAUAAUUUAUGAUAGUUUAAUAUGUGAUAUUAUAAAAUAAAAUCAAAGGUUAAAAGUGUUUCAAAUUGUAUAGCUGUAGAUUUUAAUUUAUACCUUUAGAUUUUGCAUCCUAAAAGAAAACAUUGAUUUUGAGAAAAAUAAGAUUAUCUUGUAAUGGUAAGAGAAAGUACUUUUUGACAUUUUUAAAUUUGAGUAAAUUAGUUGAGUUUUAACUAGUCUUUCUUACUAGAAUUCCAUUAGAUAAUUCCAGCUCAAUUUGUUAAAGUUUGUUGUUAUUGCUGUCUAAAGAUAUCUAUAUUUCUUGUUAAUGAAUUUGCUAGAUUUUAAUUGUACAUAGAAAUCAAAAUAUUUUUACAUGUUUACACCUUUGCUAGAUGGUGCUUACAGGGGCAACGGAUCAAAUGUGUAAGUUAAGUAGUUCAAGUAGGCACUGUGAUAACUGUGAAAGAAAACUUUUCAAGGGUAACUGUAUAAAACAUACAGUUAAAUUUCUUCUGUUGUAUAUCAGAUUUCAAUACUGUGAAAUCAUUAAUAUUCGUGGGGGACUAAUUUUCUGGAUUUCGUGGUUGUCAAUCCUUGAAAUUUAAUCCUAAUGAACAAGUACAAUGCCCUUUCAUUUUAUGUUCAAAAGAUUAAAUCCACAAAUUCAUAUUCCCACAGAAUUGCCAUUUUGAUUAAAACCACAAAAUUUAAUGCCCAUGAAAUUAAAUGAUUUUACUGUAGUCUUUAGUGUGAUGAGUUUUUAGCUCACCUGAGCCAAAGGCUGCUGCUGAGCUUUUGUGACUGCUCAAUGUCCGUCGUCCGCAGUCGUCGUGUGUCGAGUAAUGUGUGUCGUGUGUCGUACGUCUGUCAACAUUUUCCAAAAAAAUCUUCUUCUUGAAAACCACUAGGCAGAAUUACACCAAACUUCACAGGAAUGAUCCUUGGAUGGCCACCUUUCAAAAUUGUUCAAAGAAUUGAAUUCCAUGCAGAACUCUGGAUGCCAUGGCAACCAUAAGGAAAAACUUUAAAAAUCUUCUUGUCCAAAACUGCAAGGCAUAGAGCCUUGAUAUUUGGCAUGUGACAUUAUCUAAUGGUCCCCUAUGAAGAUUGUUCAAAUUGUGCCCCUGGGGUGAAAAGAGGCCCUGCCCUGGGGUCCCAGGUUUUCAUAGACUUGUAUAGGAAAUAACUUUGAAAAUCUUCUGAAACUGCAAGACCUAGGCCUUUAAUAUUUGAUAUGAAGCAUUGCCUUGUGGUCCUCUACCAAGGUUGUUCAAAUUAUGCCCCUGGGGUGAAUAGAGGCCCUGCCUCGGGGGAUCUUCAGUUUCAUGUAGACUUGUAUAGGAAAAAACUUUAAAAAUCUUUUUGCCUGAAACUGCAAGGCCUAGGCUUUUGAUAUUUAGUACAUUUCAUUACCUUGUGGUCCUGAACCAAAUUGUUCAAGUUAUGCAAAAAGAGGCCCUGCCCUGGGGUCCCAAAAUUGACAUUGACUUAUAUUGGGGGGAAAAAUCUUCUUCUCUGAAAGUAUGUAGCAUUGCCUAGUGGAUCUCUAACAAGAUUGUUCAAAUAAUGCCCCUGGGUGAAAAGAGGCCCCACCCUGGGGGUCACUUGUUAUAUGAGUUAUAUAGGAAUAAAUACUUACAAAAUUAUCAGAUUAUAUUUCCUAGACUGUUUAAUUAUAAUUACCUGAUGACCCCAAGUCUCUACCAAGAUUGUUCAAAUUAUUUCUCUUGGGUCAUAUAUAGCUCCGUCCCGGGGGUCACAUGGUUUAUAUAGACUUAUGUAGGGAAAAAACUUUGGAAAAACCUCUCGUCCAAAUCCACAGGGCCUAAGGCUUUGAUAUUUUGUAUGUGAUAUCAUCUAGUGGUCCUCUUCUAAGAUUGUUCAAAUUAUUCCCCUAGGGUCAAAUAUGGCCCCGCCCUGGGGUUCACAUGGUUUAUGUAGACUUAUGUAGGGAAAAGCUUUGAAAAUCUUUUUGUUCAAACCACAAAGCCUAGGGCUUUGAUAUUUGUGAUGUAGCAUCAUCUAGUGGUUCUCUACCAAGUUUGUGCAAAGGGUUAAAUAUGGCCCCGCCCGGGGGGUCACAUGGUUCAUAUAUAGGGAAAAACUUUUAAAAUCUUCUUGUCCAUAACUUACAAUAUUCAAAAUUAGAUCACAUGUAUAGUUUUGAGUGGCAAGAUGAACCUUGACAUGAGUUGACCUUGAUCUUGACCUAGUGACCUACUUCCACAUUUCUGUAGCUACAGCCUUCAACUUUGGACCACAUGCAUAGGUUUGUGUACCGAAACAAACUUUGACCUUGACAUUGGUACAGGCUUCAAAAUUGGACCACAUGCAUAGUUUUGUGUUCAGAAAUGAAAUUUGACCUUUAUUUUGACCUAGUGACCUACUUUCACAUUUCUCGAGCUACAGCCUUCAAAUUUGGACCACAUGCAUAGUUUUGUGUACCGAAAUGAACUUUGAUCUUGAGAUUGACCUGAUGACCUUUCACAUUUCUGAAGCUACAGGCUUCAAAUUUGGACCACAUGCAUGUUUUUGUGUUCCAAAAUGGAAUUUGACAUUGACUUUGACCAAGUGACCUACUUUCACUCUUCUCAAGCUACUGCCCCCAGAUUCGAAGCACAUGCAUAGUUUUGUGUACAGAUGUGAACUUUGACCUUGAAAUUGAUCUAGUGACCUAGUUUCACAUUUCUCAAGCUACAGCUUUCAAAUUAGAACCACAUGCAAGGACCACAUGCACAGUGUUAUGUACCAAAAUGAAGUUUGACCUUGAUUUUGAUCUUGAGCUAGCCUUGAAAUUCGAACAUUUAUAAAUGGCUCAGUGGUGGGUGCCAAAAUCACUCUGUGAUCUUUUGUUAGCUCACCAGAGCGCAAAGUGCUCAGGGUGAGCUAUUAUGAUCGCUCACCGUCCGGCGUCCGUCCGUCCGUCCGUCCGUCCACACUUUCCUUUAAACAACAUCUCCUCCUAAACCAACAGGCCAAUUUUGAUGAAACUUCACAUGGAUGUUCCUUGGAUGGUCUUCUCUAAAAAUUGUUCAAAGAAUUGAAUUCCAUGCAGAACUCUGGUUGCCAUGGCAACCGAAAGGAAAAACUUUAAAAAUCUUCUUCUCAAAAACCAGAAGCCCUAGAGCUUAGAUAUUUGGUGUGAAGCAUUGCCUAGUGGACCUCUACCAAGUUUGUUCAAAUCAUGACCCCGGGGUCAAAAUUGACCCCGCCCCAGGGGUCACUUGAUUUUACAUAGAAAAAUCUUAAAAAGUUCUUCUUGAAAACCAGAAGCCCUAGACCUUAGAUAUUUGACAUGUAGCAUUGCCUAAUGGACCUCUACUAAAGUUGUUCAAAUCAUGACCCCAGGGUCAAAAUUGACCCCGCCCCAGGGGUCACUUGAUUUUACGUAGGAAAAUCUUAAAAAAUUUUCUAAAAAUAAAGCAGAAGGCCUAGGUCUUAGAUAUUUCACGUGUAGCAUUGCCUAGUGGACCUCUACAAAAUUUAUUCAAAUCAGACCCCGUCCCAGGGGUCACUUGAUUUUACAUAGGAAAACCUUAAAAAAUCUUCUUCUCAAAAAGCAGAAGCUCUAGAGCUUAGAUAUUUGACAUGUAGCAUUGCCUAGUAGACCUCUACUAAAGUUGUUCAAAUCAUGACCCCCGGGGUCAAAAUUGACCCCGCCCUAGGGGUCGCUUGAUUUUACAUAUGAAAAUCUUCAAAAAUUUUCUUAAAAUAAACCAGAAGGCCUAGAGCUUAGAUAUUUCACAUGUAGCAUUGCAUAGUGGACCUCUACAACAUUUGUUCAAAUCAUGACCCCAGGGUCAAAAUUGACCCCGCCCCAGGGGUCACUUGAUUGUACAUAGGAAAAUCUUCAAAAAAUUUCUAAAAAUAAACCAGAAGGCCUAGGUCUUAGAUAUUUGACAUGUAGUAUUGCCUAGUAGACCUCUACAAAAUUUCUUCAAAUCAUGACCCCGGGGUCAAAUUGGCCCCGCCCCAUGGGGUUACUUGAUUGUACAUAGAAAAAUCUUCAAUAUUUUCUAAAAAUAAACCAGAAGGCCUAGAGCUUAGAUAUUCAACAUGUAGCAUUGCUUAGUGGACCUCUACAAAAUUUGUUCAAAUAUUGACCCCCUCAGGGUCAAAUUGACCCAGCCCCAGGGGUUACUUUAUUGUACAUAGGGAAAUCUUCAUAAAUUUGCUUAAAAUAAACCAGAAGGCCUAGAUCUUAGAUAUUCGAUAUGUAACAUUGCCUAGUCGACUUCUACAAACUUUGUUCAAAUCAUGACCCCCGGGGUAAAAUUGGCCCCGCCCCAGUGGUUACUUGAUUGUACAUCGGAAAAUUUUCCAAAAAAUUUCUAAAAAUCAUCAGUUUGACAUUUGAAAUAUAUUACUCUGGCGAGCGAUCCAGGGUCAUCAUGACCCUCUUGUUAUUGAGAAGAUUGGAAGGCUGCUUUGCUUGCUUUUUUAUAAAGUGUUAGAGAGAUCUCUGUGUAAUAAGUCAGAAUGACCAGAUAUCACUAUGUAGUUUUCAGAAUGUUUUAAUAUCAUUACAUUCGUAGUGACCUGAAGGUCUAGAUAUCACCAUGUAGUUUAAGAAAGUCUGAGAGAUAUAGAGAAUCCAUCAUUGGUCUUCGGUUAAGAUCAGAAAAUCCCAACCCGAGGGCGCACCGCUCAAGUCUUAAACGAGGCUGAGCCGAGUUUAAGACUUGAGCGGUGCGCCCGAGGGUUGGGAUUUCCGAUCUUCACCGAACACCAAUUAUGGAUUCUAUUUCUCACUUACCACAACAGAAACAAUAAAAACAAGCAUAAAAAUAUGAAACUACUUAAAACGCGGGAAAUUGGCGUCCGUAAGCAGAAGUGACGUCGUAACAUUUCAGUGACGCACAAUAACAAAGCUCCGCUUUAGUUUUAUUGUUUGUAGCGUAAUGGUACGUUCUUACCAUAAAGUAAUGAAUUUUGAAUCGAGAAAUACACUAUAAGGAACGGAGAGAAAAGAUAAAGGUACCUAAUUUUUAAUUAUUUUACAUAAAUAAUAUGUAUAUUCAGUGCAUGAAGUAGUCCGUCACAGGAGUGUGGAAUAACCCAUGUCAGAUAAGAUUUUCCAGCACUUCUAAAAAUAGAGAUUUUUCUGUCCGAUAAGUGAGAAAAAUAUAUGUUGCAUUAUAAUAUCUAGAGAUAACCAUUUAUUUGUCAGAAAGUCUUAGAAAUAACUAUAUAUGGUAUCAAAAUGUCUAGAGGGUAGAGAUAAUCGCCUAGUUGUCAGGAAAGUGUAUUUUGUCAAAGAAAAAUUUGUUUAGAGAUAACAAUGUAGGUACUGGAAAAUCUAAAGACCAUUAUAAUUACAUUAUGACAGAAUGUAUAGAGGGCACUAUGAACAGUGUCUGCAUGUCUGUCACUAUACUAAUGUUAAAUUUUUAUAUAUUAUAAAAAUGCUACUGUAAAAGCACAUAUUUUUGUAAGGUCAAAAUUUUGUGAAUUUGAAAUUUCAAGUUUGUUCGCGAUGUUUAAUACAGUCGAAUACCGUUACCUCGAUAUUCAAGGGACUGUUAAAAUAGUAUCGACAUAUCCGAAGUUCGACGUAACGAUAUCGACUGUCUUGGACUAAUUUGUACUUGCGUCGGACGUCUAUAUUGUCAUUAUAUCCAAUGCGUAUUCCAAAGGGUUGGAAAGGGGAAAAAAUAGUAUAAAACGUAAAUACGAUUUUAAUUUUAUUGACAAAUAAAACAUCUUAAUCAAAUAUUUCAUACAUGUACAUACUUACAACUUUUUAAUUUUUCAAAAUAUAUGUGUAAAUAUUAGCAUUUUUAUUCCUUCGCUAAACAAAUCUGAAUGCAGCGAUAAUGUUCCUAGCUGAGUAGUCAUUUUGACUGUUUUGAUAACGAAAAUUUGCCUGUUAAAUAUGCAUAUUGUUACUUAAUCCUAAAUGGCAGAUUUUUACUCACAGAAAAAUAUUUCAUCCAAAUUAGUUGUUAUAUUUGAAAACAGCUUGCUUCCUUGCACGCUGUUUUUCAUGAGACUAAUUAUUUUGAAUUAAAUGCAAACUUCCUGACAUUUAAAUUGGAUUAAAGAUUAUAUAACAAACAAAAUAAACAAACAAACUAGCUUGAUUAUGAUUAAUAUAUCGCUGAACAACAAUAGGUUGAUUUUCACACCUUACAAAUAACAUGGAUAUUUUUUGACAAGUUGUAAUAUCGACGAAACCAGGUGUAAAAACAGUGCAGGUAAGAUGACGGGACUGAAAAAAUCUCAUCGAGCUAACAAAAUAUUGAGCUAAUCAUAUCGAGGUAAUGAUAAAUAAUUACAUUAAAAUAUAAAGGGAAAAAUCGGGACCGACUAAAACACAUCGUGCUAACCGGAGUAUCGAGCUAACCGAUAUCGAGGUAACGAUAUUCAACUGUAUUUGUGAAAUUGCAAAAAUUGUAUCCUUGCGCGAGGAUUAAUUUUUGCAAGACGUAGGGUCUCGCGAAUAAAGCGAAAAUUAAACCCUUGCAAAAAUUUCUGCUUUUACGGUAUGUCAGUUUGCCAGUAUAUCUAGAAAUAGAUAAACAAAAAUGAAUGUACUAGUAUCAGAAUGACUGGAGUUCACUGUGCUUGUGUUAGAAUAUCUAGACAUAAUUUUGCUAGUGGCAGAAUGUCUGAAAAUUACUAUGUUUGCAAGUCGAAUGUGUAUAGACCACUUUCUUGUUUGUUAGAAUAUCUAUAGAUAAACGUAUAACUGUGUCAUAAUAUUUGAAGAUCACUGCCUAUGCUAUUGUUUCAGAAAUGUUAUUGUAAUAUAGUGUCAUUUUGUGACUCUUGUUUGUAAUAGAAAUUGUAGCAGAAAUUUGUUUUAUUUCUUUUAAAUUUCAUAUUCUAUCUUUUUAGCCCACCAUCAUCAGAUGGUGGGCUAUUCAAAUCACUCUGCGUCCGUGGUCCGUCGUCCUUCCGUCCGUCCGUCCGUCCGUCAGUCCGUCCGUCCUUCCGUCCGUUAACAAUUUCUCGUUAUCGCAUCUCCUCAGAAACUACCAGGGGGAUUUUGACCAAACUUUGUCAGAAUGAUGUAUUGGUACCCUAGUUGUGUCCCCCUGAAAAUCAGACUGGUUCAACAAUUUUUUAAUAAGUUAUGGCCCUUUGUUUAUUUCUAUAAUUUACAUAGAUUUAUAUAGGGAAAAACUUUGAAAAUCUUCUUGUUCAAAACCACAGAGCCUAGGGCUUUGAUAUUUGGUAUGAAGCAUCAUCUAGUGGUCCUCUACCAAGAUGAUUCAAAAUAUUUCCUUGGGGUCUAAUAUGGCCCGCCCCGGGGGUCACAUGGUUUAUAUAGACUUAUAUAGGGAAAAACUUUGAAAAACCUCUUGUUCAAAACCACAGGGCCUAGGGCUUUGAUAUUUUGUAUAUGAUAUCAUCUAGUGGUCUUCUACUAAGAUUGUUCAAAUUAUCCCCCUAGGGUCAAAUAUGGCUCCGCCCCAGGGGUCACAUGGUUUACAUAGACUUACAUAGGGAAAAACUUUGAAAAUCUUCUUGUCCAAACCACAAAGCCUAGGGCUUUGGCAUUUGUAAUGUAGCAUCAUCUAGUGGUUCUCUACCAAGUUUGUUCAAAUUAUCCCCCUAGGGUCAAAUAUGGCCCCGCCCUGGGGGGUCACAUGGUUCAUAUAGACUUAUAUAGGGAAAAGAUUUUAAAAUCUUCUUGUCAAUAACCUACAACAUUCAAAUUUGGACCACAUGUAUGGUUUUGAGUGGCAAGAUGAACCUUGACAUGAGUUGACCUUGAUUUUGACCUAGUGACCUACUUUCACAUUUCUGUAGCUACAGCCUUCAAAUUUGGACCACUUGCAUAGUUUUGUGCACUGAAAAAAACUUUGACCUUGACUUUGACCUAGUGACCUACUUUACAUUUUUGAAGGUACAGGCUUCAAAUUUGGACCACAUGCAUAGUUUUGUGUUCCGAAUUGGAAUUUGACCUUGAUUUUGACCUACUGACCUACUUUCACAUUUCUCAAGCUACAGCCUUCAAAUUUGGACCACAUGCAUAGUUUUGUGUACUGAAACAAACUUUGACCUUUACAUUGACCUAGUGACCUACUUUCACAUUUUUGAAGGUACAGGCUUCAAAUUUGGAACACAUGCAUAGUUCUGUGUUCCGAAAUAAAAUUUGACCUUGAUUUCGACCUAGUGACCUACUUUCACAUUUCUCAAGCUACAGCCUUCAAAUUUGGACCACAUGCAUAGUUUUGUGUACCAAAAUGAACUUUGACCUUAAGAUUGACCUAGUGACCUACUUUCACAUUUUUGUAGCUACAGGCUUCAAAUUUAGACCACAUGCAUAGGAUUGUGUACCGAAACAAACUUUGACCUUGACAUUGACCUAGUAACCUACUUCCACAUUUUUGAAGGUACAGGCUUUAAAUUUGGACCACAUGCAUAAAUUUGUGUUCUGAAGUGUAAUUUGACCUAGAUUUUGACCUAGUGACCUACUUUCACAUUUCGUCCUUGAAAUUGAUCUAGUGACCUACUUUCACAUUUCUCAAGCUACAGCUUUCGAAUUUGGACCACAUGCAAAGUGUUGUGUACGGAAAUGAAAUUUGACCUUGAGCUAGUCAGUAAGUCUUGAAAUUUGAAACACUCAAAAAUGGCACAUUGGUGGGCGCCAAGAUCACUCUGUGAUCUCUUGUUUUGUAGAUGAAGUACAAAUUGUUGGUUGUUUUUAAUUAUUGCCAAAAGGUUGUAUAUUAAAGUUGUAAUAGUUCUAUAAUCAUCUAUUUUUGUACUAUAGUAAGACACCAAAGUGUAAUGUACCAGUAACCACACAACCAAAGCAGAUUUAGUUUAACAAUUUUAUUAUAAGACCAACGUUUCGUCUUGUACAGAGCCUUCUUCAGGGUCUAUUUUUGGUAAAAUUUACACAGAAUGUUUAAAUGCUUUCUGAAUUGUAAACCGGACAAAAGACAAGUAAAGAGACUGUUUUGAUCUAGUACUGUCAAACUUCAAAGGAUGAUUGCCUGUGGUCAGUACUUGACCUGUAUUGUUUGGGGACAGUAGGUCAAAGGUCAAGGCAGAAGAGUACUAGAGACUGAAACCCUCAUCUGAAACUACCUCUGACAGGCCAUCUUGAAUUGUGGUGGCAUAUGUAAAAAGUAAUGUAAAGAUGUUUUAUAAAUCAGCCAAGUUAACACAUGAAUUACAGAAAAAACAUCUAUGUUAGUUCUAGUGGGCACUUUAAAUUUUUUCUGUUUGAUAUUUAACUGCCUUUAAGGUAAUUCUGCACUUUUGAUUAACCGGAAGUAAUGGUGUAACAUCAUUUAUCUGGAAAACCUAGAAUAAAUCCUGGUAACAGUUGAAUAUCAUAAAUGUUGCUGGGAAUCUAUGAUAUCCCGUGUAUAAAGUGUUGAACAUUCAGUGCUACUGUCAUUCUUGGUAAGGUUAAUAUUGACAUUAGAACACCAUUAUGAAAAUUGACCCCAGAGAACCAGGUUUUUUUUCACACACAAAAUGUCAAGCACAAGACUCUUUAUCUUCUCAUUGGCUGUAUUUCCUUAAGGUACAAUGAUGCUUUGAAAAAAUUAUGGUUUUGAUAAAAUUCUACAUUGUAGAACUAUCUUUGUUGCAAACAUGCACAACUACCUUAAAUCAGGAUCCUAUCAAAUAAUUGUUAAUAUGAUUGUUACUGUUGUAGUUUUUUCCUUUUAUAAGUUAAAUUUUAAAGGGAUAUGUUUAAUGGACUUCAUUUUAACAAUUUUGUUUUGAUUACAAAGAACUAAGUUCAUGUUACCUAUAUUGUGAUAUCUGUUUUAUAUAGUAUUUUAAUCUGUAAACUGUGAUAGUGUGAUAAAAGUGUUGUUAGUUUGUUGAAGUUUUGCUUUUAAAGUGUUCUGAAUAAAGUGGCUAAGUCACAUUUCGAGGUCAAAUUAAGGUACACUUCUUUAAGUUUUCAAGAUGGAGAACUUUGACAUAAUAAUACAAAUGUGUAGGAAAUCCUUCAAAGGUGCUGUGGUGCAAGAAUAGAGCAUUUAAGCUAUAUUUUAAGUUGCAGCCAUGUAAGAAAAGAGUAAACUCUAUCCUAGGGUACAGUGAUGUAAGAAUAGUGUUCAAAUAUCCUUAGGUGUAGUGAUCUAAGAAAAGGGCAUUUAAACUCCAUCUUAAGGCACUGAGCAUUAAAACUCAAUCCUAGGGUGCAGUGAUGUAAGAACUGAGCAUUUAAAUAUCAUUUUAGAAUGAAGUGAUGUAAGAACUAAGAAUUUAAACUCUAUCUUAGGAUGCAGUGAUGUAAGAAUAGAGUGUUUAAACUCCAUUCUACAGGUAAGUGAAGAUAGAAUUGAGGUCUAAGGUACUGGUUUGAAACCCAGGAAGAUUUAGGGUAAGAUCGUUUGGGCUCUAGGAUGCCUGAACUUGGAUUGGCAAUAUAAUUUGAAUAUCAUUGCAUAUUGUUUUGGCACUUUGUGUAAAAUUUAAUUUGGCCUGCAUCAAAUGACUUUGCUGCCUUUUUGCUGGAAGGAAUGUUUAUUACCAACAAUGUAUUUUACUUUCUUUUAGUGUGUUGUUCUUUGUUAAAAUGUGUGAUUUGAUGAGGAAAUGUCCUUAAAUUUCAUCAACUGGGUAUAGAUAUAAAAUAACAUUUCAGAGAAAAGAUUCUGUUUUAUUAAACAGCAAAUGGUAAUAUUUUAGAAAGAUUUAGCAAAAAUAUAAUAGUAUGUAAUAUAAAUACAUCAAUUUAAGAUUGUUAGAGAGUUUGCUGUGAUAAUUUAGUGAUGUGUGAGUGUUAUAUAAUGUUCCUUCUAUAUCUCUUUAUAUCAUCCUACUCUCCUGAAAACAUGAAAUAAAUUUUAUUUUUUUC
Molecule: messenger RNA, 14215 nt
Organism: Mercenaria mercenaria
Lineage: Eukaryota; Metazoa; Mollusca; Bivalvia; Venerida; Veneridae
Product: monocarboxylate transporter 10-like
Exons: 7
Coding region: 459-2369 (636 amino acids)
Biological process (GO): transmembrane transport
Molecular function (GO): monocarboxylic acid transmembrane transporter activity
Source: RefSeq, a predicted model, not a curated record